Molecule: messenger RNA, 2814 nt
Organism: Polychytrium aggregatum
Lineage: Eukaryota; Fungi; Chytridiomycota; Chytridiomycetes; Polychytriales
Product: peptidase family M41-domain-containing protein
Exons: 4
Coding region: 183-2549 (788 amino acids)
Biological process (GO): protein-containing complex assembly; mitochondrial protein processing
Cellular component (GO): m-AAA complex; membrane
Molecular function (GO): ATP hydrolysis activity; metalloendopeptidase activity; ATP-dependent peptidase activity
Source: RefSeq, a predicted model, not a curated record
GCUUUUUGAAGCCCAUCCAAUCUUCGUCUCCAUCAGGCCGCCGGAUCGUAUCUGUCUGUCUGAUCUCUGCCCCAUCCUCGGGCCUAACGCUUCCUCCUGGCCUAUCGUUUCCCUCCCCCGAACGUUUGCUUGCCAUCUGCCAAGCGAUUCCGUAUCCAAAGGCCACUCAUCCUCGCAUCGUCAUGCUGCGAUCCUUCGUCCCCGGCGCCCGUGCCCGCCUGGCCUUCUUGGCCCGCCAGUCGCUGGCUGCAAACACCUCGACUCCGUCGCAUUUGAUCUACCAGCGGCCCUUCUCCUCCAUCGGCUCGCUGCUCCUGAGCAACCAGGACAAGCCCCCGAAGGGAUUUGAGAACUUUUUCCAUCCCAAGAUCUCAAACCAACCGGGAUCGACCCAGCCUUCGUCGAACGAGCCUCCCUCGGACCCUCAGAACAAGAACAAAUCCAAUUCCGAUCACCAAAACGACGACCAGGGCGAUAAGGAGAAGCCGCCCCGGCAGGAGGAAGAGCCUGAGAAGGAGUCUCGCGAGGAGAACGAGGGCAAAGGACGGAAGGGCAAGAUCCCCAAACCCCCGCCCAAGAAAGAAAACGAAUUCGAGGUCUUCAACCUCAAGCUCAACAGCCAAACCAUCCUGCUCUAUGGCCUGCCCGCGCUGUUCAUCCUGUGGCAGCUCUAUUCGUCCGUGAACGAGUCCCACAAUAUCACCUGGCACGAGUUCCGCAACAAGAUGCUCGACAAGGGCUUUGUCGAGCGUCUCCUCGUGGUCAACAAGUCCAUCGUCCGUGUCUAUCUGCGAGGCGAUGCUCCUAUGGUCCCCCGCAACGGCUCGCCGCCCGGCACCUCGCACUUCUACUUCACCAUCGGUAGCAUCGAGACCUUUGAAAAGAACCUCGAGGAGGCCCAGGAUCGUCUCAACAUCCCCCAGCACGAGCGCAUUCCCGUCUCCUACACCAACGAAGUCUCCACCGCCAACCUCCUCCUCAACCUCGCCCCCACGCUCUUCCUGAUCGGCGGUCUCUUCUGGAUGUCUCGCCGCGCUAGCGCCGGCAGUGGCGGCCAGCAGGGUAUCUUUGGCAUCGGAAAGUCCCGAGCCAAGAUGUUCAACCAGGAGACGGACAUCAAGAUCAAGUUCAAGGACGUUGCCGGCAUGGACGAGGCCAAGGAGGAGAUCAUGGAGUUUGUCAAGUUCCUGAAGGACCCCGAGAUGUACGAGCGUCUUGGUGCAAAGAUCCCCAAGGGCGCCGUUCUCUCUGGUCCGCCCGGCACGGGCAAGACCCUGCUUGCCAAGGCCACCGCUGGCGAGGCCGGCGUGCCCUUCUUCAGCGUCUCCGGUUCCGAGUUUGUGGAAAUGUUUGUUGGCGUGGGCUCGUCGCGAGUGCGCGACCUCUUUGCACAGGCCAAGAAGCACGCCCCCUCGAUCGUCUUCAUUGACGAAAUCGAUGCCAUCGGCAAGGCCCGCGGCAAGGGCGGCUUCUCUGGUGGAAACGACGAGCGCGAGAGCACCCUCAACCAACUGCUCGUCGAGAUGGACGGCUUCAAUGCCACGGAGCACAUCAUUGUCCUCGCCGGCACCAACCGCCCCGAUGUUCUUGACGCUGCGCUCCUGCGUCCCGGCCGCUUUGAUCGCCACAUCCAGAUCGACCGCCCCGACAUCAAGGGCCGAGUCGAGAUCUUCAAGGUCCAUCUGAAGCCCAUCAAGACCACCGAAAACAUCGACAACCUCUCGCGCAAGCUGGCCGCACUGACCCCAGGCUUCUCGGGUGCUGACGUCGCCAACGUCUGCAACGAAGCUGCCCUGAUUGCCGCCCGCCAGCUCGCCGACACCGUCACCGAGAAACACUUUGAGCUCGCCAUCGAGCGUGUCAUUGGCGGCCUCGAAAAGAAGACCAAGGUCCUCUCGCCCGAGGAGAAGAAGAUCGUCGCCCACCACGAGGCCGGUCACGCCGUGGCCGGAUGGUACCUGGAGCACGCCAACCCGCUGCUCAAGGUCUCGAUCAUCCCGCGCGGCCUGGGUGCCCUCGGCUACGCGCAGUACCUGCCCAAGGAAGACAACCUGCACUCGACCGAGAAGAUCAACGACAUGAUGUGCAUGGCCCUGGGCGGCCGUGUCGCGGAGCAAAUCUUUUUCCAAUCCAUCACCACUGGCGCCCAGGACGAUCUCAAGAAGGUCACCAGCAUGGCCUACUCGCAGGUCUCCAAGUUUGGUAUGAGCGAGGCCCUCGGCAACAUCUCGUACGACGUCGAGGAGGGCGCCUUCCAGAAGCCCUUUGGCGAGGACACGGCCCGUAUCAUGGACGCGGAAGUCCGGCGACGCAUCCAGGAGGCGUACGAUCGCACCUUGAACCUGCUGACCGAGAAGAAGGAGGAUGUGUCCAAGGUGGCCCAGCUGCUGCUGAAGAAGGAAGUCAUUAGUCGCGAGGACAUGAUUGCUCUGCUCGGACAGAGACAAUGGCCCGAGCCUGGCGCCUACGUCGAGUAUCUGGGUCUCCCCGAGGACAAGCUGAAUCGUAAGCUGGAAGAAGAAGGCAAGCCCAACCCCGAGACCAAGUAGAGGCGUCACGUUGCCCAAACUCUGGUCGGUCGCAGGUGCUCGGCAGCCUCGAGUCCAUAUAGUCAGCUUCUCCAUCCACGCGCUAUGGCCAGCGCUUUAUGACAUCCCCCUCCCUCUCCCGACCCCAGCGAGUCCACCCAUCCAGCAAGCAUGAACAGGCCAGCCGACCUUGCCCCUCAGCCUGCAGAGUCAGCAUUGAAACAAAUGCGGGGUACCUACUCUCCCGUCUCCUUCUCUCUCCCGCUCCCUCCCACUCAUCGUGUUC